AUGCCGGCUGCUACGAAGGAGAUAGUGUAUGCCGAUACCCACGCAAAGGGCAACUGGUCCGAAUUUCCGGACGGCGUUGAGGCUCAUAAACUCGGCACAUGCUCUGUCAUCGCAGUUGUCAACGAGGAAGGCUUUAUGCUCUUUAACGUUUCUUCAGAUGGGCCCAGGGAGCUCGCUGCUGCAAAAGAAUUCUGUGAGCUCUACAGAAGGGAAAAAGGGCGAUUCGGCAACAAGGGUGUCUGUGUGUGGAUUGUGUACGCUCAGGAAAACGCCCAUAAAGGGCGGCAGAUCAAGUACUAUACGGGGGAGAUCGAGCCUCGCAAAAUCUAUGAGCAGAUGUAUGACGGGGAAUCUUUCAUGAGAGCAUCUGGUGAAGCAGGUGCUCAGGUUUGCCUGAAAUUGGUGCAUGGGACUGUCGUGGCUACUUUGCGCCCGCAAGCCGGAAAUGGUUCUUCUAUCGAGCUUUCUGGGGAUGGGUCAACUGUGGUGUGGCCCAUGUAG
Messenger RNA from Penicillium coprophilum, 501 nucleotides. RefSeq lists its product as uncharacterized. The transcript has a single exon. The coding region runs from base 1 to 501 and encodes 166 amino acids. Lineage: Eukaryota; Fungi; Ascomycota; Eurotiomycetes; Eurotiales; Aspergillaceae. The record is from RefSeq and is a predicted model, not a curated record.